Molecule: messenger RNA, 1377 nt
Organism: Aspergillus alliaceus
Lineage: Eukaryota; Fungi; Ascomycota; Eurotiomycetes; Eurotiales; Aspergillaceae
Product: glycoside hydrolase family 76 protein
Exons: 4
Coding region: 1-1377 (458 amino acids)
Biological process (GO): fungal-type cell wall biogenesis; carbohydrate catabolic process
Molecular function (GO): mannan endo-1,6-alpha-mannosidase activity
Source: RefSeq, a predicted model, not a curated record
AUGUUUCGGGGAGUGAAAUGGUUGAAUGGAUGGGCAUUGGUAUACUUGGGAUUUCGGUUUCUGCACACAGUGAAGGCUCUCUCUGUAGAUGUUAGAUCUGAGGAGUCCGUCAAAGAUGCGGCCAGUACGGUAGUAUAUGGAAUGAUGCACUACUAUCACGGAAACGAGUCCGGCAGGAUCCCUGGAAAGCUUCCCGAUACGUGGUGGGAAGGCGGCGCCAUGUUUAUGACCCUCAUCGAAUACUGGCACUUCACAGGCGACACGACAUACAACGACGAAGUGAGUGUGGGGAUGCAAUGGCAAGCGGGGGAUGGGGAUUAUAUGCCUUCGAAUUGGAGUUCCUAUCUUGGGAAUGACGAUCAAAUGUUCUGGGGAUUGGCCGCGAUGACUGCUGCCGAGCUGCAGUUUCCCGAAGUCAGCGACGGAUACUCGUGGCUUUCGCUUGCACAAGGAGUGUUCAACACACAGAUCAAACGGUGGGAUACUUCAUCAUGUGCCGGAGGAAUGCGCUGGCAGAUAUACACCUACGAAGCCGGAUAUCGUAUGAAGAAUUCUAUCUCGAACGGCGGCCUAUUUCAAUUGGCUGCACGCCUCGCUCGCUAUACAUCGAACCAGACAUACGCAGAUUGGGCUGAGAAGCUCUGGAAUUGGUCGGCCUCUACACCUCUAUUGAACACCAACACAUGGAAUGUGGCCGACUCGACAGAUGUGGAUGACAACUGUACGUCGCAGGGGAAUACGCAAUGGACUUACAACUAUGGUGCUUAUAUUGGAGGUGCCGCCUAUAUGUAUAAUUAUACGAAUGGCACUACAAAAUGGCUCAAUGCUGUGAAUGGGCUUCUUAAUGCGGUUGUGGACGGAUUCUUCCCUGCUAAAUCGGGCGGAAACAUUAUGUCUGACUAUACUUGCGAACCAACUCAAGUCUGCAACAACAAUGAGAUAAUAUUCAAAGGGCUUCUUUCCAUGUGGCUCGCGUUCACAGCUUUGCUAGUACCGUCGACAUAUAGCACCAUUCUCCCGAAACUCCAAGGUUCUGGUGCAGCGGCUGCCGCAACCUGCACCGGGCACAACAACAACAGUUGUGGCGUCGUUUGGUACAACUCAACAUGGGAUGGUUGGAGUGGGCUAGAAGAGCAGAUGAGUGUGACCAGUAUCUUGGCAGCGAAUAUGAUCGGGCUGAAUACCUCAGGGGCUCCCGUCACUUCGACUACUGGAGGAAACAGUACCAGCAAUCCAUCAGCGGGAGAGAGUGAUAAUGAGGGAAAAUCUGGCUCGACAACCGAUGUUAUGACGGGCGAUGUUGUCGGUGCAGCAUUUGUAACAGUUAUACUUACUGCUGUACCUGUCUCUAUGGUAGUUCUACUCAUCUUCACAUAG